AUGCCGUCAGAUUCACCCAUAUCGAUCGAUGUGAAGGCGUACCUUCAAGUAAAAGACACUAAUCCACCAGACUAUUCGGAUCUCCAGAAACUCCCAUUCGGUAAGAAAUUCAAUAUGGAUUUUAUGCGCAAAUCAACUCAUCCGUCCCGCGCAAAGGGAGAACAGGAAUAUAAACAAGGAAACUAUGCAAAUGCAAUCGAUUAUCUCUCAGAAGCACUCGAACACAACAGAAACAGCUACACUACCCUUUGCAACAGAGCAAUGGCACACGCUGCAACGAAAAACUUGGCUGCUGCGUUCGACGACUUGAACGUUGCAAUCGCUAUGAGGCCAAAUGAAUCGCGAGCCCUUUUGCUUGCAGGAGAAUAUUGCCGCAUUGCUCAUAUGUACCAGACCGCAUUACGUUGUCUGAAUAAAGCAUUAGAAUUUGACCUGUUUAGUAAACAUUUAUGGAAUAGUAGAGGCGCAACUUACUAUGCAUUAGGUAAACACCAGAAAGCAACUGACGAUUUCAACCGAGCUCUCGUACUCAAACUAUCCGACAAGUUUGCGCUGAGGAAAUUAGCUGAAAUGAAUCAGAGUAUUGGGUCAUAUUCGGUUGCAAUAUCUAAUUUUAACAAGCUCCUUGCAGUUGAUCCAGAUAAUAAUCGAGCACUUUACCUACGAGGAGACUGUUUAUCAAAAUCUGGACAAUUGCAAGCGGCGCUGGCCGAUUUUAACAAAGCACUCUCGUCCAAUCCGAACGACAUCAAGACCUUGUUUAGUAGAGGGAGCGCAUACAAAACACUCGCACUUUAUCCGCAGUCACUGGACGAUUUUAAUCUCAUCCUACAAUUAGACAAUAAUAACUCGCAUGCUCUAAGAGCGCGUGCCGACGCAUAUAGACUAAUGGGCAGAAACACCGAGGCGCUGAAUGAUCUAAACACUGCGUUGGAAGUAGGCACAGACCAUGCAGAAGUAUUGUUUGAGAGAGGCAGAUUGUACAAAGAAAUGAAAAAAUACGACUUGGCGGUCAAAGACCUGCGUAAUGCCAUCGUUGAAAACCCCAAACACUCCCGUGCAUUAGCUCAUCUAGGGGACACAUAUAGGUUUCUAGGCGAGGUCGAUGUGGCGCUUUCCCAUCUCAACAAGGCAAUCGAACUGAAUCCAAGUGACACGUUUGCGUUAAGUAGACGAGGAGACUUGUAUCGAAUGACUGGAAAAGAUGACUUGGCAUUAACCGAUCUUAACAACUGUUUCACCAUUCAAUCAAAUGACGCGUUUGCACUCAGAUCACGUGGGGCAUAUUACAAAAAUCAUAACCAACCGGACAUUGCUCUCUCUGAUUUCACACGUGCGUUGGAAUUGGAACCAAACGAUGCAUACGCAUUAAGAAACAGAGGCGAUAUAUACAGACGAUUGCAACUGUAUGACAAAGCGUUUGCAGAUUUGAGUCUAUCAUUAGAAAUAGAACCAAAUAACAAUUUUGCACUUGUUGUAUUUGGAUCCGUCUGUUGCACAUUGAAGAAAUAUUCUUUGGCCAUGAAACAUCUGACUCAGGCUAUCAAGAAUGAUUCAACGAAUUCGUUGGCUUAUACUUACAGAGGAGAAGCGCCAAAUGAUGCCUAUGCAUCACAAUCAGUUGACAAAGUUAAAUUGUUACAAAUACAGGAAAAGAACUUGGGCAUAAGAGAGACGAAUGGCAUAGCGGAAGAAGUUACCGAAAGGGCUAAUGUAAAGGCAAAUAAGAACGUUGGUGCGAAAGCGGGCACGCGUAGUGUUGAGAAUUUUGUUGCAGAUGCGGGCGAGACUGUGGUUAAGAGUGUGGGCAAGACUGUGGAUGAGAGCAUGGGCGCGAACGUGGAUGACAGCGUGGUUGGGAGUGUAGACAAGACAGUGGUUGAGACUGUCGGUGUGAAUGCAAGUGAGAAUCUGGGCGAGAAUCUGGGCGAGAAUCUGGGCGAGAAUCUGGGCGAGAGUAUGGACAAUAGGCUUGUCAAUAAUGGGGAGAUAACGAACAUUACAUCCAUGGCCGAGUGA
Messenger RNA from Paraglomus brasilianum, 2019 nucleotides. NCBI's taxonomy places the organism in Eukaryota, Fungi, Glomeromycota, Glomeromycetes, Paraglomerales, Paraglomeraceae. The record is from the annotation of a GenBank genome assembly.